GAACUUGGUUUGCGAGUAAAAAUAUUCACCAAAAAAAGAUUAAAAGACCGUAUUCGGCAAAUGUAUCAAAAAAAAAUACCUUACUAUUUGGUAAUUGGCAAUGAGGAAAUGGAGGCAAUUAAAAAAGACAAAAACGAGCCCGAACAGAAAACGGAAUUAAAAUUAAUGUCUACUUACGAGAAAGGAAAAAUAGAAAAAUUAACCCCAAAAGAAUUGUUUGACAAAUUAAAACGCCAACUACAAUUCACUAAAUACGAAGCAAACUAG
Racocetra persica is the source of this 267-nucleotide messenger RNA. Lineage: Eukaryota; Fungi; Glomeromycota; Glomeromycetes; Diversisporales; Gigasporaceae. The record is from the annotation of a GenBank genome assembly.